ACGAAACCCUUCUACCUAAGCAAAGCUCUUCUCGGUACUGUCUCUUCAACUCCAUUUGACUAUAAAGAAAGUAAGUGGUUAGGCAAGGCCAUCUUCAUUGGCUGACCCAGAAGAUCAUUAAAUAGCGCAAGAGGCUUCGGGGUAUUCACCCUUUUCAUCUUUGAUUCUCGCCUUUUUGCUUUGGAAUUCGACUUCGAUUUAGAGCAAGUAGAAGUACUCGAGGAAGACACUAAAUUAUGCAGAGAACUUGAGAUUGUUGCUUGUUGACACCUUGAGAUUGUGUCUGUAUUUAUAGACAGUCAAAAUGAAUGGUUACAUGCUGGAUCGUGUCAUCAAGGAUAUACUAACUGCGGUUGAGCCGUUGCAAGAUGAUUGGGCAGCGCGGUUUCAAAUCAUUAACGAGUUGCGGGAUGUCGUGCAAUCUGUUGAAAUUCUGCGAGGUGCAACAAUUGACCCGUUUGGGUCCUUUGUAUCUAACCUAUUUUCUCGUUGGGGAGACUUGGAUAUCUCUGUUCAAUUGCACAAUGGUUCUUAUGUUUCAACUGCGGGGAAGAAGCUUAAGCAGACUUUACUGAAAGAUGUUCAAAAAGCAUUGUGGAAAAAAGGUGGAUGGUACAAGCUACAAUUAAUCGCUCAUGCAAGAGUUCCCAUUUUGAAGAUCGAAAAUAUUCAGCACAACAUUUCUUGUGAUAUUUCCAUUGAUAAUCUUGUGGGGCAAAUCAAGUCUAAAAUUUUGUUGUGGCUUAAUGACAUAGAUGGGCGCUUCCAUGAUAUGGUUAUGCUUGUCAAAGAAUGGGCAAAAGCACAUGACAUCAACAAUCCAAAACAGGGGACUUUCAAUUCAUACUCUCUCAGUUUGCUUGUGAUCUUUCAUUUGCAGACAUGCUCCCCGGCCAUCUUUCCUCCUCUUAAAGACAUAUAUCCAGGAAAUGUUGCCGACAAUCUCAAAGGUGUGAGGGCUGAAGUUGAGCAAGAAAUUGCACAGACAUGUGCAGCCAACAUAGCCAGGUUCAAAUCAAGAACAGUCAACAAAAGUUCUUUGUCUGACCUUUUCAUUUCAUUCCUUGCAAAGUUUUCAGAUUUAAGUUCAAAGGCAUCGGAGCUAGGAAUUUGUCCUUACACGGGACAAUGGUUGGAAAUAGAAAGCAAUAUGAGAUGGUUGCCAAAAACAUAUACGAUAUUUAUUGAAGAUCCAUUUGAGCAACCAGAAAAUACAGCCAGGGGUAUUAAUGCGAGGCAAUUGAUGAAGAUUUCUGAAGCAUUUCAGAGCACCCAUUUUAGGCUCACCUCAGCUCAUCUGCAUCCAAAUUAUAUCCUAAAUGAUUUAGCCCGACCUCAUGUAUCGCAAUUGAUCAUUAAGUCAUCUGGAUCUGCUAGUGUCCCAGCGUUUAAUAUUGGUAAUUACCCCCCAAUUCGUCCACAGUUUCACCAAGCCAGAGUUACACACUCCCGCCCAUAUAUUCAACAUCAGUUCCAAAACAAUGCCCCAAGGUUCACUAUGGGAAACUCCCCCUCAAUCAACGCACAGGUACCCCAUACUGGAACCACACAGUCUCGCCCAUCAGUUCAACACAAACCCCCGAAUGGCGUACGUGUGAGCAAUCCUAACAGUUCGAAAGUGGGGGAGCCCUCAAAACCCUCGAGGAGCUCUAAUGGUCAAGGCCAGCAAAAGUGGAGGCCAAGAUUUCAGAGACAGGUACUGUGAACUACAUUGUUUGACCUUUGCUUUUGUACACAUACUUGGCUAAGAAAGCUCAAUUGCUCCCCACAUGGCCAUUCUCUGUUACAUUAUCCUUUUCGUUGCAUUUCUUUGUGCUUACACAGCUGGGGUUUGAUAGGGAGGUCACUCAAGCCAUUAAUAUCCCAUUUUUAGUUGAGAGACAUUGCUUGUAAUGAUACCCCAUUUUUCUGUUAAUCUAUACCUUUAUUCUGUCUCCUCCAUCGAGGUUAAAGACCAAGUAUGACUAGAUGGGGUAUAGAAUUUCUAGCAUUGGCAUUUAAUUUAACUUGCGAGUUAAACAAUUACAGCAAAUGGCCUAUUCGUGGAUUCCAUCA
This is a messenger RNA of Cucurbita pepo subsp. pepo (vegetable marrow), 2055 nucleotides long. It is a transcript of the gene HESO1, whose product is annotated as Nucleotidyltransferase family protein. Gene Ontology annotation, molecular function: RNA uridylyltransferase activity. The record is from RefSeq and is a predicted model, not a curated record. NCBI's taxonomy places the organism in Eukaryota, Viridiplantae, Streptophyta, Magnoliopsida, Cucurbitales, Cucurbitaceae.